Molecule: messenger RNA, 366 nt
Organism: Anarrhichthys ocellatus (wolf-eel)
Lineage: Eukaryota; Metazoa; Chordata; Actinopteri; Perciformes; Anarhichadidae
Gene: saa
Product: serum amyloid A
Exons: 3
Coding region: 1-366 (121 amino acids)
Cellular component (GO): extracellular region
Source: RefSeq, a predicted model, not a curated record
AUGAAGUUGCUUCUGGCAGGGAUUGUUCUGAUCCUAAUUGUGGAAGCCAAUGCCAACUGGUUCACCUUUCCUCGUGAAGCCGUUCAAGGAACUCGUGAUAUGGCGCGAGCAUACACUGAUAUGGUGGAGGCCAACUAUAAGGAGUCGGACAAAUACUUUCAUGCCAGAGGAAACGCUGACGCUGCCCAGAGAGGAGAGGGGGGCAGGUGGGCAGCUGAGGUUAUCAGUAAUGCCAGAGAGUGGGUGCAAGAAAUAACAGGUCACGGUUCUGAGGACUCUGCUGCUGAUCAGAAGGCAAAUGAGCAUGGGCGCAGUGGAGGAGAUCCCAACGAUUACAGGCCACCAGGACUUCCUACAAAAUAUUAG